Molecule: messenger RNA, 1697 nt
Organism: Agelaius phoeniceus (red-winged blackbird)
Lineage: Eukaryota; Metazoa; Chordata; Aves; Passeriformes; Icteridae
Product: Fanconi anemia group E protein-like
Biological process (GO): interstrand cross-link repair
Cellular component (GO): Fanconi anaemia nuclear complex
Source: RefSeq, a predicted model, not a curated record
UGUGCCCGGGACAGCCACGGGCGGCUGUGCAGCCCCGGCCGCAGCGAUGGAGCCGCGGUGCCCGCCCUGGCUGCCGCGGUGUCCCCGGCCGUGCCGCCUCCUGCUGCGCUCCCUGUGCUCCGGCCCCGCGGGGGCCAUGGCCGCGCUGCGGGCGCUGCAGCGGAGCCGGCCCCGGGACGGAGCGGGGCUGGCGUUCCCCUGGCCGGCUCUCACCGCAGCCCUGUGCGCCGAGGAGCCCUCGCUGGAGGGGCCAGAGGACGCCCUGGCUGUCAAGCCACGGCUGCUGCUGCUGCCCGUUUUGUGCCAGAGGAACCUCUUCUCCCUGCUCCUGGUGGUGCAGGAUGCGGUGCCACGGGACUGCCUUCACCAGCUGCUCCAGGCCUUGGAGCAGCAUUCCCGUGUGGAUCCCUGGGUGCAGGCACUGGGGGAUCUGCUCCAGCAGGGACCAAGGGCACAGGAGAGCUCCCCACAUCCCACUGCCCUUUCUGCUGCGUGCCAGCAGCAGCUUAGGGGCCUGUGCCAGAAAAUUGCCCAGAAGAAACCAGAGGGACAAAGAAAAUUGAGCUGGUGCUUCAGCAAGCAGGCUGGUGCCCCUGACUCUGUGCCUGAAGGUGGGAAAUGUAAAGAAGUGUCUGAGGAGAGCCUGGAGUUGGACAAUGAGAGAGAGGGGAAGAGGUUGUUGCUGGAGGAGGUGGCAUUUGAGCCCCAGGAAUGUGGAGAUGUGGCAGAGGUGGAAGAGGAGGUGCUUGAGGAGCCUUCAGGGGACACAUCUGCUCAGAGCACAGAUAAGGCUGCUCAGGACAGCUCCCAGCAGGAUGCAGCUGGGGAGCCCAGGAGGAUUUCCCAGACAGAGCUGGCAGCAGAGGUCCAGUCCUUUGUCCAGGUGCAUGGACAGGGGCUGAAAAUGCUGCUGCUGCAGGAGUCCAGUCACUCCGAGCUGCACACCCCUUCCAAGCUGAGCAUCCUGAACACCUGCACCCCCAGCCAGCUCGAGGGGCUGUGCUCCUUCCUGCAGCUCUCCACGUGCCCAGAGCCCUCCCUGGUGCGUUUCUGCAGCUGGCUGCUGCCUCUGAGCCCUGCCCUCAGCCACACCAGCGCAGCCAUCCUGGCACAGCAGCUCUUCCUCAGGCGGGUCCUGGCCCUCACCCAGCCGCCUUCCCGACACCUCAUGGCUGCCCUGACUUCGUUUUGCUCCAAGUAUUCCCAUUCCCUGUGCCGUGUGCUGGUGGCUGCAGUGCUGCAGGGGCCAGGGGAAGGUGCUGAGCAGACCAAGCUGCUGUGUGAGCUGGUGGAGGAGUGCCUGGAGCCCCACUCUGUGCAGCUGGUGCUGAGCCAAGUCCUGGAGGUGCCUUUGUCAGAGAAGCUCCUGCCAGUGCUGCAGGCCGUGCUGGGGCGGCAGGAGGUGCUGCCCCCUGAGCUCCUGGAUCUGCUGGUCCUGACUCUGUGCCAGCAGGCUCCAGCCUUUGCCACGUCCCUGAACUUUGCCAGGCUGGUGACAGCCGUGCUCACGGUGUACCAGAGCCAGGUCAGCCCAGCUCACAGGAGCAGCCUGGCUGCUGUCCUGGACCGGAGCACUGCGGUGCUGAAGAAAUCCCUGCAGGCUGUGCUGGAAGGGGCCAGGUGAUCACCCAAAGGAAUCGUGAGGGGGCAGCUUCCUGGUGUGCACGAGCUCUGUGCACGUUCCUCCCCAACAGCCA